Molecule: messenger RNA, 1489 nt
Organism: Mollisia scopiformis
Lineage: Eukaryota; Fungi; Ascomycota; Leotiomycetes; Helotiales; Mollisiaceae
Product: GroES-like protein
Exons: 1
Coding region: 56-1171 (371 amino acids)
Cellular component (GO): mitochondrion
Molecular function (GO): oxidoreductase activity
Source: RefSeq, a predicted model, not a curated record
CUGAAAUCUUCAAAAGGCUCCCACAAGAUUGAAAUAUUUGUAUCUCGAUUCUGCCAUGGGGUUCAAUCUCCCAUCUCAACACCGCGCCCUCGUGCUCGAAAGCAUCGAGACCGGCUUCCAGCUUAAAUCGAUUCCAACACCACAGCUCAGCGACGGCAGCGCCAUCGUUCGUGUCGAAGUCUCUGGAGCAUUAUCGUACUUUCGAGAGAUCUACAAUGGAAAGCUUGGAUACUCGUUCCCGACGCCGAUUGUGGGCGGUAUCAGCGCAAUUGGGCGCGUCGUCGCACUCGGAUCAGAUGCUACGGUCCUGCAGCCUGGGCAACUCGUGUUUGUCGAUUGUGUGAUUCGUGCUCGCGAUGAUCCCAGCGCUCUUUUCCUAACGGCAAUUCACGACGGAGGUAGUGAUGCCAGCAAGAAGCUGAUGAGAGACGUUUGGCGCGAUGGAACCUUUGCUGAAUUUGUCAAGGUGCCGCUGGAAAAUUGCAUCCCGCUCGACGAAGCGAGGCUGUGUCGAGACUUGGGAUACACUGUCCAGGAUUUGAUGUACAUUAGUUACCUCCUCGUACCGUACGGUGGACUACGGGAUAUCAAGCUCGAGCCGGGCGAGACAAUCGUGGUGUCUCCGGCGACUGGCGGUUAUGGUUGUGCGGCUGUGAUGGUUGCAAUUGCAAUGGGCGCGAGGGUGAUUGCUUUGGGUCGGAAUGAGACGAAGCUGGCGAAAUUGAAAGAGCAUGUGAGGAAGGGAGCACCAGGGGCAAAUAUAGAGACGGUGAAAAUGACCGGAGAUGAGGCCGCGGACACUGCUGCAGUGUCGGCUUUUGGCCAGAUCGAUGCCGCGUUGGAACUUUCCCCGCACGGCGCUGCCAAAUCGAAUCACUUGAAGAGCGUAGUGAACGCAUUGCGACAGAAUGGAAGAUGCAGCUUGAUGGGCAUGGCCGAGCUUAACAUACCAGCCUGGAAGAUCGUUGGCAGCAACAUUUCAUUCCGUGGUAAGCUGAUGUACGAAAGAGAUGACAUGCUACAGUUCGUCAAGAUGCUAGAAAGAGGCAUGUUUCCAACGGGAAAAGACUUUGUGACUACAAAAGCCUUUGGCAUUGAGAACUGGAAAGAAGGCUUCGAAGUAGCAGCAGAGUACAUCGGUGUGGGUCAGACGGUAGUUUUCACACCAUGAUAUCAAGAAUUCCUAGAGGGAGGAGAACAAUGAAUCUUGGAGUAUGUACCACGAUCUCUAGCAAGACACUCGUGCUUGUAUUCUUUCCUUGCCUUCAAAAUCGACGCCACAGUAGAGUUGAUGGUGCGCUGGAGGUUCACAGUACUAGCCAUUUGACAACUCGUCUCAGGCUUAUCAGUGCAGCAAUGUUGUACAAAUGAACAGACAGACACAACCCACUAUGUAUACACCGGAUAGACCACCGCUCUUAGACGCGACGUUCGGUAUCAAAUUCGGAGACGGACAGCAUCUGCAGUGCAAAGACAAAAGCAAGUAUAU